AUGCGGUCCACACUUCUCGCUUCGCUGGCUUCGCUGUCGGCCAUUGGCGUCUAUGGCCAUCCCCACACCAGCCACAGCCAGAACGGACUUAGCAAGAGGGCCAUCAACCUCGAUGCUUUCCGUAUCAAGCAUGCUGCCCAGUACAUGAAUGUCACUGAGGUCCAGGAGGAUCCCACCAUCGAAUCCUCAAUCACCAAGCGUGCAACUGCUCAGGAAACUGCCGACGAAUUGGUCAAGGCUACUGUACCCGGUGCUACAUUCCGUCUUGCGGGAGACUCAUAUGUCGGUGACAAUGGCAUUGCCCACUUUUACUACAAGCAGACCGCCAACGGUCUGGACAUUGACUCGGCCGACUUCAACGUCAACGUCGGUCGUGAUGGCCGUAUCUUCUCGUUUGGAAACUCUUUCUACAAGGGCGAAAUCCCAGCACCACCACCAAGUCUGGGCAAGCGUGACUCUGCUGAGCCUGUAGAUGCCCUCAAGUCGGCCGUCAAGAUUCUCUCCCUUCCCGUGUCUGCCGACUUGGCUGCUGCUGAACCCCAGCAAGAAGCCAACACAUUCACCAUCAAGAAGACGAGCGGCUGUGUCAAGGACCCAGAAGCACGCCUUGUCUACCUUAUCAACCAAGAGGGCAAGCUCUCCCUCACCUGGAGGAUCGAGACCGACAUCCUGAGCAACUGGCUUCUCACCUACGUAGACGCAGAGACCGGCGACAAGGUCCAUGCUGCCGUUGACUACUCUGCCGAUGCCACCUACAAUGUCUACCCCUGGGGUAUCACUAGCCCAGACGAGGGAAGCCGAAAGCUUAUCAAGGAUCCCGAGUACAAGCCGGCCAGUGAAUUUGGAUGGCACAGUGACGGUACGACCACGUACAAAACAACCCGUGGUAACAACGCAGUUGCACACACCAACUGGAACAACCAACAAAGCAACCUUAUCACUCUGCCACGUCCCAACGUACCCAAUGACAUCUACGAUUUCGCCUACUCACCUGCUACCUCGGACUGGAAGUCCUACGGUAAUGCCUCAAUCACCCAGCUCUACUACACUUCGAACAAGUACCACGAUCUCCUCCACGUACUAGGCUUCAACGAGAAAGCUGGUAACUUUGAGGCUAACAACAACGGCGCUGGUGGCCUCGGUGCCGACUUUGUCUACCUCAACGCUCAAGACGGAGACAGGACCGACAACGCAAACUUUGCUACACCACCAGAUGGCCAAGCCCCACGCAUGCGCAUGUACAUGUUCACCUCCACCACACCCUGGCGCGACUGCUCCUUUGAUGCCGGUGUCGUUAUCCACGAGUACACGCACGGCCUCUCCAACCGUCUGACCGGUGGCCCAGCCAACUCAGCCUGCCUCAGUCUGUUCGAAUCUGGUGGCAUGGGCGAAGGCUGGAGCGACGCCUACGCAACCGCCAUCCGCCUCAAGGCCAAGGACACCCGCGCCACCAACUACCCAAUCGGCGAAUGGGUCACUGGCAAGCCCGAAGGCAUCCGCCGCGCCCUCUACUCGACCAGUAUGACCGUCAACCCCCAGGUCUACUCUGACAGCGAUAGCGCCACCGCCGUCCACCAAAUCGGCAACAUCUGGGCCUCAAUGCUCUACGAAGUCCUCUGGAACCUCAUUGACAAGCACGGCAAGAACGACGCCGACCUCCCCACCUUUAACGCAAAGGGCGUCCCCACCGACGGCAAGUACCUCGCCAUGAAGCUCUGGCUCGACGGAAUGGCCCUCCAGCCCUGCAACCCUACCUUUGUCUCUGCCCGAGACGCCAUCCUCGAUGCCGACAAGGCGCUCACCGGUGGCGAGAACCAGUGUGAAAUCUGGAAGGGUUUCGCCAAGCGCGGUCUCGGUCAGGGUGCUAUUUACAACGCUACCAAGCGCACAAACAGCUUCGUUGUUCCUACCGGUGUGUGCAAAUAA
This is a messenger RNA of Bipolaris zeicola 26-R-13, 1926 nucleotides long. RefSeq lists its product as uncharacterized. The transcript has 3 exons. Bases 1 to 1926 code for a protein of 641 amino acids. The record is from RefSeq and is a predicted model, not a curated record. Lineage: Eukaryota; Fungi; Ascomycota; Dothideomycetes; Pleosporales; Pleosporaceae. Gene Ontology annotation, molecular function: zinc ion binding; metalloendopeptidase activity.